UGCGCAUAUGAUACGGACGUUCGAGCGGAAUAGGCUUUACAGUUAAAUACUUUAGUAGGAAAGCGUACGCAAACGGUUACUGUGUAGUGCAAUAGAAGUAAGCUAGUGGCCAGAACGCACGAGUAACAACCUUGGUACUGCUCACCUGUGUAUAGUUAGCUCCGCCUCACCGUGUGCAUAUUAGAACUUCCACUCACUACUGUUAUAUGAACACACGACCGUGUGCUUCCUCCUACCAAAAACAACAUCUUUAAUAAUUCACCGUCAUGCGUUCAACUAGCAAUUUGCCUCAGCAGUUGAAGGGGCUUCGCAACGCCUUCCAACGACCUGUCGUCCAGAACUCAUCUGCUAAAUUGAGCACGAGUGCGUCGCAGGGAUUGAGUGUAGCAUGCGCACCACAGAACACGUCAGCUCACUGCGUGCGUGCCAUUGCAACGUCGGAAACAAUCGGACGAAGGUUCUCUACUAGCUCGAUAUCUAAUGCGUCCGUGCAAGCAGGAGUGCAUAAUACAUACAUCAACUGGGUCCUGGACAGCCUGAAGUCCUGGCUUCCUUCGGGAACGUCGAGUUUGUUUGCACGCAAGGGUUCUAAUGAUAGCGAUAGUAGCACCGCCAACGGAGGGCAUAACAGUCCUCCGCUGCCAGAGCUGCCGGUCAGAAGAAGGAAUACUGCAGAGGCUCAUACCGAACCUGACUGGCAAUAUCUCACCGCCCAACAACUGUGCGACGCAUCGGGCGAGAACGCACAACCCAUUAUUUUCUCACGUGAGAAUGUAAGCGAGUACUAUAGACAACGCAGCGCGCAAAGUAGAAGCGACAAUUUAAAUACCCACUCCUCGCACCGCAUGUCACACUCUUUGGGUUAUGUGAUCACACAUAAUGUGUUCACAAGUGUAUGCACGUACUUGUUCAAUCCCGUCAAGAGGCUUAGUAUCAGUGCUGUAGAGAGCACUCAUGACACGCUUACGCACGCCCUGACAUGCAGCUAUUCGACCUACUACUCGGCUGAGAACCUCCAGACAUCCGAACAGGCCUGUGCGUAUGUAGAGUUAUGUGACAGCGUUGACUGCUGUCGGAUGGCUUAACCGUUGGAGUGUCUCUGAUUUGCAUACAUAACUAAUUGGGUGAUGAAUGGGCUUUCCAUCGCCGGCAUGAUCGCUGCUGUGGACGUUAUGUUGCUGGGUUUGGGAUACGUUUUGUUCUGAACUCUGCAGCAUUAGACUUGCGGGUGGGGUAGACUACUCUCUCUCGCCCGUCCCUGGACAGGGAAGGUUUAUGUGAUACCAUACUCGUCGUAGUUGGCGUUCAAUGUGAUGCGCCCUGCAGUGUGCUGGUAGCGGUGCCUGUCAAUCCAUGCGCGGCAAAUGAUACCCGCGAGACUAGGGGUUUAGGGGUUUUUAAACCCUACACUGAAGUGGCAUGACCUAUCACAGAUUGUAUGGUAAUCUACCUGCGAGUACUGAGUUUAAUGAGUGUGUUCCUGAUUGUCGCCUGCGUAGUAAUCGCAUGCAACAGUCGUAUCGUCAUGCAGACGAGUGGUGGUAGUGUCUGUGUAUGAAGGCAUUCAUGGGGUAACGAGAUGGCCUGAAGGUCAAAUUAAGGGGCUAUUUAGUUUAUUGAGAGGAGGACGGUUGUUCCACAUGCCGCUGCCCAUCAAUACCGGUACAAGGACUUGGGUCAGUUAUCAUCGUCCGUCGCACACAUAGUCACACUCCCAUACACAGAUGCCAGUAUGGUGCUCCACACGACCACACACACCGCGUGGUCUUGGGUAUAGCGUUUGACAGACUGGCAAUGCGAGCGCCGCUGUUUAACGCAUUGCACAGUGGUCUGCGUAGAGAAGACACGUGCGCACAGUGCCAUUAGCCCGUUUGUGGUUGUGACUGACUCUGAUUCCGUCGGUCGUGUUGGGUGGGGAUGGGUUCGCGCACGGAGUUAUGACGUGCUUGAUAUGCACACGACUGAGUUGCACUGUGUUAUAACGUUCGGAGGCACGAACCAAUCUCUAUACAGACGCCAUACGAUGGUGGACGAGUCGCGUAUCAGACCGUAUAGUCUGCAUGACAUGACUGCCAAACGCCCUGUAGUAGUUACACACCACACAUAGCGAGCUUAUCAGUAUACAGUAGUAGCAUAUCUGUGAGUUGAACACUUAAUGAUAGAAAACUCAGAAGGAUAAGUAAAAAACCAACG
Molecule: messenger RNA, 2193 nt
Organism: Sphaeroforma arctica JP610
Lineage: Eukaryota; Ichthyosporea; Ichthyophonida
Exons: 3
Coding region: 267-1085 (272 amino acids)
Source: RefSeq, a predicted model, not a curated record